AUGGGAGACCUCAUUAGCAGCACUGCUGCUAUCAGCUUAGCCUCUUGCCUCACUGGAGUAUACUGUGGAAACGUAGUGCCAUUGAUUAUAGGAGCAAUUACAACAGCAAAAUCUCUGUUAUCUUUGCUACAAACCCAGAGUCUUUCUGAUGAGUUGAUUGAAAAAGGCAAGAAUGUGAAAAGCAUCUCUGAAAUUGUGCAAGAUGGCAAGAAGUUUAAGGUCACUGUGACAACUGGUAGCAAAGUGCUGAUUAAUGAGUUUACAAUUGGAGAGGAGGCUGAGCUGAAUACUCCAACAGGAGAGAAGAUCAAGGCUGUUGUUCAAAUGGAAGGAGACAAUAAGAUGGUGACAAAGAUGAAGAACAUCACUUCUGUGACUGAACUAAAUGGAGACACUCUCACUAAUACCUUGAGUGUGGGUGACAUCCAUUACAAGAGGAUCAGUAAGAGAAUCUAGAUCGCCUAGGCAUUUCUACACUUUUACUGUGUAAAAGUGAUACAAUAAAGAUCAAUUUAUCAAAA
Sceloporus undulatus (fence lizard) is the source of this 521-nucleotide messenger RNA. Its product is annotated as fatty acid-binding protein 1, liver-like. The record is from RefSeq and is a predicted model, not a curated record. NCBI's taxonomy places the organism in Eukaryota, Metazoa, Chordata, Lepidosauria, Squamata, Phrynosomatidae. The transcript is spliced from 5 exons. Gene Ontology annotation, molecular function: fatty acid binding. The coding region runs from base 1 to 456 and encodes 151 amino acids. Gene Ontology annotation, cellular component: nucleus; cytosol. Gene Ontology annotation, biological process: fatty acid transport.